Messenger RNA from Pteronotus mesoamericanus, 796 nucleotides. Its product is annotated as histone H2B type 1-C/E/F/G/I. Gene Ontology annotation, cellular component: nucleosome. The record is from RefSeq and is a predicted model, not a curated record. Bases 25 to 405 code for a protein of 126 amino acids. The transcript has 2 exons. Gene Ontology annotation, molecular function: protein heterodimerization activity; DNA binding; structural constituent of chromatin. Lineage: Eukaryota; Metazoa; Chordata; Mammalia; Chiroptera; Mormoopidae.
UUUCUGGUGUGUUCACUUUUUAGGAUGCCUGAGCCCGCCAAGUCCGCGCCUGCCCCAAAGAAGGGCUCCAAGAAGGCGGUGACCAAGGCGCAGAAGAAGGACGGCAAGAAGCGCAAGCGCAGCCGCAAGGAGAGCUACUCGGUGUACGUGUACAAGGUGCUGAAGCAGGUGCACCCGGACACGGGCAUCUCGUCCAAGGCCAUGGGCAUCAUGAACUCGUUCGUCAACGACAUCUUCGAGCGCAUCGCGGGCGAGGCGUCGCGCCUGGCGCACUACAACAAGCGCUCGACCAUCACGUCGCGGGAGAUCCAGACGGCCGUGCGCCUGCUGCUGCCCGGCGAGCUGGCCAAGCACGCCGUGUCCGAGGGCACCAAGGCCGUCACCAAGUACACCAGCUCCAAGUAGACUCGCAAGAAGAACAAACAAACUUUGGGCAUGUCUCUUCCCAACACUGAUCACUGCUGGACACUGUGGCGACUCAGAACCCAAGAAAAUAAGAGAUACUAGAAGAUAAAGACAUUUUUUACAAUUGUGGGAGGAUCACUAAGAACCGGGCUAAGACAUCUUUUUUUUUUUUUUUCUUGAAUAUAAAAAUAUUAAAUGUUCACUGUUGAAAUUUAUGAAAUGAGAAAUAUAUACAGCAAAUGUAGGUAUCAUGCCACAUAUACGUACAGAUAAUUUUCUAGGCCACAUGCUUAGAGACACAAUCUUUAUAGAUGUACAGCUCCUUGUGUAAUUAGUCCUCUGUUAUUGGCUGUUUAGAUUACGUUUCACCUUUAUGCAUUAUAGAUCCUAC